Messenger RNA from Triticum dicoccoides, 551 nucleotides. RefSeq lists its product as uncharacterized. The record is from RefSeq and is a predicted model, not a curated record. The transcript has a single exon. NCBI's taxonomy places the organism in Eukaryota, Viridiplantae, Streptophyta, Magnoliopsida, Poales, Poaceae. The coding region runs from base 22 to 420 and encodes 132 amino acids.
AACUUGGAUUGAUAAGAUUUGAUGGCGCGCAGGAAGGUGGGCGAGUGGAUACGGAAGCGUAAGAUGCCGAGGAAGCUGGCGGCCAAGCGAGAGAGCAAGACCAGCGGGGCGUCGGAACCGAUACUGUCGAGCAAGGCGGCAUGUGAGAGCUGCAGCAGUGCCUCUGGCGGGGCACCGGCACCGACGUCUAGGAAUGCGGCCGUGAGCCGGAGCAGAAAUGGUGCCGGUGCGCUACCGGCGCAUUCGAAGUCUCGGGUGAGCUCCUUCCUGUCGAUGCUUAUGAGGUGGCGGCCGCGCGUGAACGUGAUGGCCGUGCUAUGCGAGCAGGUGGUGUACCACCUGAUGUGGGUGGUGGAGUCUGUGGUGUUGGUUGGGAGGCUCUGCUUCUUCCUCAUGCGCUUCGGCUUCAAGCAGCUCUGAGCUCAAUCCUCCAAUGGCCGCCAUCGCGUUGAGGGUGGAGGACAAAGAACCAGCUUGCGUUGAGUGUUUCUUCGUUCAUUUUUCUUCCCUUUGUGCAGAUUCGUUUGCCUUUUUUCUGUGGCUUUCGAUGA